AUGCUCACACUUCUGUGUGUCCUCUCAGCUGUGAGAAUGUCGGCUGCUACAGGCGUUGCGGAUGAGAACAUCAUGGGCGCACCUGCGCGAGGCGAGAUCCAGCUCACGCUCGCGCUGCUGAAGCCGACUGUGGUGUCGUACCAGCCCGAUGUUUCCGCAAUUCUUCGGCACAUCAAGAAGAGCGGUCUAGACGUCGUACGGACAAGAAAGCUGUUUUGGACUGUCCCUGAAGCGACGAAAUUCUAUGCGGAACAUGAAGGCCGCUUCUACUUCCCUCGUCUGAUCACUUCCAUGACAUCCGGUCCCUCUAUGGCAUUGGCUCUCUCUGGUCCCGACGCUAUACAGCGGUGGAGAGCCAUGCUGGGUGCCACAAAGGUCUACAGGGGCAAAUGGGAGGAGCCGCACCCCAUCGGCCUGCGGGCCACUUACGGUUUGGGGGACACUCGCAAUGGCUUUCACGGGUCGGACAGCAACGAGAACGCCGAGAAAGAGCUGGGCUUGAUCUUCGAGGGCUGGGAUACACGGUGGUGGCUCGACCGAGCAAAGAAGAUGGCGGCAGGCGUUGAGGUAGAUUGACAUUGUAUGACCUUUGUAUUUAUAUCAUGCCAACCACGAGCAUAGUCUCUUGUCGUAAAAGGAGCAAGAAUAGACCAGUGAUGCCUCUGUCG
Messenger RNA from Microstroma glucosiphilum, 668 nucleotides. RefSeq names its product nucleoside diphosphate kinase. The coding region runs from base 1 to 576 and encodes 191 amino acids. Gene Ontology annotation, molecular function: nucleoside diphosphate kinase activity. The record is from RefSeq and is a predicted model, not a curated record. The transcript is spliced from 3 exons. NCBI's taxonomy places the organism in Eukaryota, Fungi, Basidiomycota, Exobasidiomycetes, Microstromatales, Microstromataceae. Gene Ontology annotation, biological process: CTP biosynthetic process; GTP biosynthetic process; UTP biosynthetic process.